Aspergillus heteromorphus CBS 117.55 is the source of this 447-nucleotide messenger RNA. RefSeq lists its product as uncharacterized. The coding region runs from base 1 to 447 and encodes 148 amino acids. Lineage: Eukaryota; Fungi; Ascomycota; Eurotiomycetes; Eurotiales; Aspergillaceae. The record is from RefSeq and is a predicted model, not a curated record. The transcript is spliced from 4 exons.
AUGGUUUCCAGAACCGAAAUUGCGGGCUUGGAGGACGCAAAUGAGGCCAAAUCCUUGACGACGAUGAUGAAAUAUCAGACGGGAGCAGAGCGCCACGUGUUAAUGCAUGUCAAGAAAGUAGAUGUGAAUACGUACGAGACAUACCUGACGGGCUCCAAGCAUACCUCCCCUACAACCCUGUCGUCGGACCCGAGGGCUGUGCCGACUGUCAAGAAGCGACGUGGUCAAGAACUUGGAUUGUUGGAGGUCCAGAACGAUUCUGAUCCGCAAAGCCCUCCGUACAGGAACGACGCGAUCGCGGAGGCCGACACCGAGUUUGGAGAAACUCUGUCCUUUUACAGCAGCGCCAGCUCGAACGGUCUCAUAACCUCCAAUGGUGGCAAGAAUUGGUACCCCGAUGCUAUGAGGAUCGCAAAGAACUGUUUCGGAGACAUUGUGCAGGCGUGA